This is a messenger RNA of Emiliania huxleyi CCMP1516, 519 nucleotides long. RefSeq lists its product as hypothetical. The record is from RefSeq and is a predicted model, not a curated record. Bases 1 to 519 code for a protein of 172 amino acids. The transcript has a single exon. Lineage: Eukaryota; Haptophyta; Isochrysidales; Noelaerhabdaceae.
AUGCCCAUACCGCCGGCGGUUUUCGCCCAGUCGGUGCCUAUCAGAUGGUGUCUGCCGGCCGCGCCACCCGCCGCGCCUGCGGCUCAGUCGUACGCAGCCGCGGCUGCACAGCCGCCUGCCGGCAGCCUCACAAUCCGGCCGGCCAAGCGCGGCCGGCGCAAGGCUGCGCCCCGCGUCGACAGGAACGCGCUCUCCGCGCGCGGCGACGGUGUGCCGCCGCGGCGUUCGCGCUCCUCGUCGCCUGACGCGCCGCCUGCGAAGCGGGCCUCUUCUGCCGGCUCCUCCGUUUGCGGCUACGACUCCGAGGACGAGGGCACAUUCGGCGAGUGGCUCGACGAGCUACCCUUCGAGGUGGCUGCGGCGACCGCCCGGCUGCUCAAGCACCACGCGCGCUCCGGCGCGUGGGUCGAGCUCUCGCCCGGCAACCCUAGCCAGGCCUCACGCGCUGGCCGCGACCGCGACCGCUCGAGCCCGAACUGCCCGUCAGAUAUGUCGGAAUUGUCGGAGAAUAGCGACUAG